Molecule: messenger RNA, 1542 nt
Organism: Sporothrix brasiliensis 5110
Lineage: Eukaryota; Fungi; Ascomycota; Sordariomycetes; Ophiostomatales; Ophiostomataceae
Product: pleiotropic regulator 1
Exons: 1
Coding region: 1-1542 (513 amino acids)
Biological process (GO): mRNA splicing, via spliceosome
Cellular component (GO): catalytic step 2 spliceosome; Prp19 complex; precatalytic spliceosome
Molecular function (GO): protein binding
Source: RefSeq, a predicted model, not a curated record
AUGGCCGCGCAAGUGGCUGACAGCCGCGUUGCGGCAGAGUCCGCAGCACUGACCAAUCUCAUCAAGCGCAAUGCGCAAAUGUCCAAGGCGAUAUACUUUGACGGGCGCUCUGCGACUGAUUCUUCUGGUGCGCGCAAGCGGCUUCGAGUCGACCCAGCGAGCGGCACCGACCCGGACGUAAACGAAGAAGCCCUGUCAUUACGCCUAAACGCGGAAUAUGCCGACGUUCAAACUCUUCCCGAGGCCUUGGCCGCGAAACAGGUCGCCGCAGUCGGUGCUGCUUCCGCGCGAAGAAGGGCUCAGCGUAGAAAAGCCGAUGAGCUGCCCAGCAGCGAGGAAACCACGACAAGGAAGAUGAUCGAAGGGAUCCAGGAGUCUGGAAAAACGACAAAAAAUGCGACAGUGGGUACUGCACAUGGCAAAACAACACAGACGACAGCCUUGAUGCGGACCAGGAGAAACCCAGGGGCUGGCGCAGAAGCAGAACCUGGACCUGGUGCCGCUCGAGGACAACCAGGCCAGCAGUUGAUUCGCGCGCAAGACCUACACGCACAACCGCGGCCUGACUGGCACCCGCCGUGGAAGUUGAUGCGGGUUGUCUCUGGUCACCUCGGCUGGGUGCGCAGUUUGGCGGUGGAGCCCGGCAACAAGUGGUUUGCGAGUGGGGCCGGAGACCGAACCAUCAAGAUCUGGGACCUUGUGUCCGGUCAGCUACGCCUCACACUGACGGGCCAUAUCUCGACCGUACGCGGCCUUGCUGUGUCCCCGCGACAUCCGUAUCUCUUCUCUUGUGGAGAGGACAAGAUGGUCAAGUGCUGGGACCUCGAGACAAACAAGGUCAUUCGUCAUUACCAUGGCCACUUGAGCGGCGUCUACACGCUGGCCUUACACCCCACACUCGAUGUACUUGUCACGGGCGGUCGCGAUGGCGUCGCACGUGUCUGGGAUAUGCGCACGCGCAGCAACAUUCACGUUUUGGCUGGCCAUACGGGCACAAUUUCCGAUGUCCGCUGUCAGGAGGCAGAUCCGCAAGUCAUUACGGGCUCGCUGGACAGCACUGUGCGGCUGUGGGAUCUGGCUGCUGGCAAAUCCUCUGGUGUACUGACCCACCACAAGAAAGGUGUGCGUGCUCUGACUGUCCAUCCGACCGAAUUCACCUUUGCCAGUGCGAGCGCCGGGAGUAUCAAGCAGUGGAAGUGCCCUGAGGGCGCAUUUAUGCAAAACUUUGAGGGCCACAACGCCAUCCUCAACACUAUGUCUGUCAACGCCGACAACGUGCUGUUCUCUGGAGCAGACAACGGGUCCAUGAGCUUCUGGGACUGGAAGACUGGCUACCGGUUCCAGUCGCUCGACACGGUUGCACAGCCUGGCUCGCUCGACGCUGAGUCUGGAAUCAUGAGCUCCACAUUCGACCAAUCGGGCCUGCGUUUGAUUUGCGGCGAGGCCGAUAAGACCAUCAAGAUUUGGAAGCAAGACGAGCAAGCGACUCCCGAAACGCACCCAAUCAGCUGGCAACCAGCAAUGUCACGGCGACGGUAUUAG